Penicillium waksmanii is the source of this 1260-nucleotide messenger RNA. RefSeq lists its product as uncharacterized. Gene Ontology annotation, molecular function: protein binding. NCBI's taxonomy places the organism in Eukaryota, Fungi, Ascomycota, Eurotiomycetes, Eurotiales, Aspergillaceae. The record is from RefSeq and is a predicted model, not a curated record. The transcript has a single exon. The coding region runs from base 1 to 1260 and encodes 419 amino acids.
AUGCCAGUGGAAGCGAAUUCUCAUUUUAAACCGUCAUCUGAUCCGCUCGAUCUACUGAAGGCGAUGGUCAAAGACCAUCUCAAUUUUGGAAAAUGGACAUGCGCGUCCGAAAUCUCAUCUUUGCUGCUGAAAUACUACGAGCCACUAAAAGGCGAGGAGGAUCCGAGGACAAUGAGUGCAAUGCACAACCUAGCUUCAGCAUACUGGGGCCUAGGUCAGUUUGAUGCAGCAGCCAGCCUCGGUCUGCGUGUGACGGAUCUCCGGAAGAAAGUCCUUGGUGAUAGAAAUACUCAAACCUUGGCAUCGAUGUCGAAUCUCGCAGCCGCAUACCGAAGCCAGGGGCGGUUAGAGGAUGCUCAGCGGCUUGACGCUCGGGCUGUGGAGUUGAAAUCGGAGACCCUGGGCGUGGAAAACCGGUCUACACUGACUUCCAUGAUAAAUUUAGCAACGUCAUAUUCAGAGCAGGGAAGAUAUAAGGAAGCAGAGGCGUUGAAUCGAUCAUUGGUGGAGAGGGCAGAAAGUGUGCUGGACGCAACGGACCCCUCCAUAUUGACAAUAAAAUCAAAUUUGGCGACCGCCUACCGAGAUGACGGGCAAUUUUCACUGGCUCAGGAACUUGAUCAAGAAGUCCUUGGAGCGAGGCGCAAGUUACUGGGAUCGCGGCAUCAGUCAACUUUGAUUUCAAUCGCCAAUUUAGCAUCUACGUACCGUGGCCAGGGGAAAUGGAUGGAGGCGGAAGGUCUGGAUCGCGAAUUGGUUGAGGCCAGUGAAGCUAUACUUGGAAAAGAGCACCCACAGACACUGAUGUCGAUAAGCAAUCUUGCGUCUACGUGCCGUGGCUUAGGGUGUUUGGAAGAAGCAAAGGAACUUGGUGAAAAGUCAUCAAACGCUAUGAGAGAGGUACUGGGCGAAGAAAGUCCUCAAACUUUAGUAGCUAUGGCGGAACUGGCAAUUACAUAUCAAAUGGAUGGAAAGGUGGAGGACGCAGCUCGAUUGAUGGCACAAGUUGCAGAGUCCAUGAAGAAUUCGCUGGGGGAAGAGCACCCACAUACACUAAGUGUCAUAUCCAACCUUGGAUUCAUCUACCAGUCACAAGGAAAAUGGGAUCGAGCGGGCGACCUUGCUGAGACUGUCUAUUCUCGGCGUCAGGAUAUACUAGGAGGGGAACACCCAGACACUGUUGCAGCUUUUGAGGAUGUCAGACGAAUCUCUUGGGUUGAGGCAGCGGAUCGGAAUACUACAGCAAUGAUGUCGAAAUAG